Molecule: messenger RNA, 1407 nt
Organism: Alternaria metachromatica
Lineage: Eukaryota; Fungi; Ascomycota; Dothideomycetes; Pleosporales; Pleosporaceae
Exons: 2
Coding region: 1-1407 (468 amino acids)
Source: RefSeq, a predicted model, not a curated record
AUGGAUGAGGUGGAUGAAGCGAUGCGGAAGGAACUGACGGAAGAAGAGCGGAGACAAGGAACGAUUUUCACGCCUUUCUCCGAUGAUGAAUUGAGGGCAUUGCGGAGUCGAAAGCGGGAUGCACCGAACGCGAAGACGCCUGGGAAGCACUCCAAUGCUCAAUCGCGUACCCAACCCACACCACGCACAACCCGCUGUCCCCUGUGCCACUUCGACAGCCCAUCAUCAUCCCCCUUCUGCACCACAUGUCUAACCCCCUACCCACCCGGUCCGGCACCCAAAUCCCACGCUCAAGGCAUAGUAUCGUAUGACAAAUCUCCUGACAUCUACACCUCGACCAUCGACGGCCAACAAGCUACACUCCUCACCUACACAUCGAACGAUGACGCCGAUGAAAGCUAUCUCUGCACAGGUGGCGCCGGUCCACCCGGUACCAUAACUCUUUCUGGUUCCCACGUGGCGAUAACGACGCACGAGCGUAGACGGCUGCUGCGAGCUAGACAACAGGCAUGGAAGGAUGAUAGCUUGAGGGAGGCGAGGGAGCAGGAGCGGCGGGAGAUGGCUAGGCAGAAUGGGGUGCAGAUCCCGGAACAUAACGCGCCGUACUUUUCGGACGUGCAAGACGAGAAUGCGACGAGGGAGGCGUUGAGUCUGAAUAGGAGUAUUGAAAUGGAGAGAGCGUGGAUAUUGAAACUCGCGGGGUACAGAAAAAAAGCUGAAGAAGAGAAAGUACCCUUCCCGCUGAACGUCUCUGGCUACGAAGCGUUGGAAGACUCGGAGGUAACGCGGUUAGAGGGAGAUGUCGAGGUAUUGGAUGGCUGGUUGACUAGUAUGGGUUACACUGACAUUCUCUUUUCCCCUGAAAGAGAUGCGAGCGGUGACAAGAAGACACCGCUGAGCUCGAAACGAUUAGCUGCCAGAACGAAACGACUCAAAGCGAUCCAGCAACGAGAAUCAGACCGGCAGUACCUCGAACAUAUCGCGGAUUUACAACGCCAAGCACUUUCCAUGGGUUAUAACUUCCCCGAAGGCGUCCCAGGUUGGGAAGAAGUCCAUCACUCGGAGCAACGUCGUAUAUUAUGGGCGGCGUAUACAAACCAAGUCAACGCCACGUCGAAGAAGAAGAGAAAAAAGGCGCGACGAGGAUCACGGAAUUCGAACACCAUCGCCACUCCCGAGGAGCAGGCCCGAAUGAAACGUUACGCGUUUUUGAAGGAGAAACUUGAGCAGCCAUACUGGGAAGAGCGAGUACGUGAGACCGGAGAGUCGAGAAGCGCCAUCUUGCGAGCCGGAGGGAGAUGGCCGGAAGACGCGACAUACGAGGACGAUAAUGAUGAGGAGUUGAAGGAGCUGGUGGGUUAUAUGACAGAAUUUUUGGAGCUGAAGGAAGAGUUUGGAGAUCAAUAG